Messenger RNA from Pyricularia oryzae 70-15, 1338 nucleotides. RefSeq lists its product as uncharacterized. Bases 318 to 1205 code for a protein of 295 amino acids. Gene Ontology annotation, biological process: dephosphorylation. Lineage: Eukaryota; Fungi; Ascomycota; Sordariomycetes; Magnaporthales; Pyriculariaceae. Gene Ontology annotation, molecular function: phosphoprotein phosphatase activity. The transcript has 5 exons. The record is from RefSeq and is a predicted model, not a curated record.
ACCUACAGCAGUGAAUUCUUUUGUCCGAAAGCGAUUGACAGGCGCUGGGUUGAUGCAUCCAUCCCCAACACUGAGUUAUGCCAUCAAGUGCAGAGCUGAAUUGCUGCCGGGACAUUCUUAGCUUAUGCAACCACUUCCUUCGAGGCAACUUGGGAAAAAGUCUGGAGAGUUCCGUCUUUGCGCCAAUUCAAGGGUUGACAGUGAGUGCGUCGCCACAUUCAUCCUCGAGCCUUGCACCAAGUCCGCCAAAGAAGCUCGGCCCGCGGCCCGGCUACCAAUAAGCAGGUCUAGAACUCAAUCUAGACACUGAAUCAAGCAUGGAGUCCACGACGACGACAUUCGACUUUGAUAACAUCAUCAACUUUCGCGACGUAGGCGAGACCGUCAAUGCCUUUCUAGCCAAGAGGUUUGUAAAGGAGGGGCUCUUCUUCCGCUCCGCACGCCCAGAUGAUGCAUCGCUACACGACAGGAAGCUCCUGCGAGACGACCUCGGCAUCCGUACAGUAAUGGAUCUCAGGACCAAAACGGAACAUGACAGACAAUCCAAAAUGCGCCAAGCCGCCCUGGCAGGUACAGGCCCGGCGCUUCUGAGAUCCAACGAUGCGCUAGCUGAGCCACUCAAGAUACCUGGGCUCCAGUACCGCGAGGUCCGCAUCACCGGCCGUGCUUUUGAACGCCAUCUGCUGAGACAGCUGACUUGGCUCAGCUGGUUCAAAGUAAUCUUCUUGUUCAUCCUGGGCUUUCGCAUAGAGGCGGUAGCCAUUCUUGGCCGCGAGGUCAUGAACCCGCGCGGCCUAUCCGGCUUGGCCGUCGACACGCUCGACAACUCUGGGGCCGAGGUCGCCGAGGCGCUGCGCUGCCUUGUGGAACCUGGUGGCCUUCCUGUCCUGGUCCACUGCACGCAGGGCAAGGACCGCACCGGUAUCAUCGUUAUCCUCGUCCUCAUGAUCCUGGGCGUGCCGCUUGCCGCCAUUGAGCACGAUUACAGACUCUCGGACGAGGGGCUGGCAUCGGAGAAGGAACAGCGCAUUGCCGAAAUCCAUGAGAUUGGGCUCACCGAAGAGUGGGCCGUCGUUGCACCGAAUAUGAUACCGGCAGUGGCAGGCCACCUCGACUCCAGGUAUGGCGGGCUUGAGUCUUAUUUAGACCGGAUUGGGUUUAGCGACGACGAACGUGCAAGACUUAGAGAGCUUCUGGCAUAUUGAUAGCACAAGUACAUGAGGAAAGCGAUAUGAUCAAACAAGGUCUAAAAGGUCAUAUAGGAAGUGAAAUAUUUGUUUUUGGGUAUCAUCAAAACUCCUGGGCAUAAAUAAACCACCCCGUUUAACGUGUCUAUCA